GCGGAAAUAUGGAGGUCGGCGCCAAUACUGCCAACACCAGCUACACGUUGCUGAUCCUUGUGUCCGGCUGUCGUUACUGGGAUGAAGACAACAACACAUGGUCAUCUGAAGGAUGUCGGGUCGGUCCCCUCACCACGAAGUACAGGACUCAGUGUUUCUGUGACCACCUGACCUCAUUUGGAGCUGACGCUGUUGUGGCUCCAAACACCAUCGAUUUCACCAACGUUUGGGCCAAGUUCAACCGUCUCGGGGAAAACGCUGCAGUCUUCUCGACCGUCAUCACCCUGCUGGGGCUUUACGUCAUUUUACUCAUCGUCUUGCGGCACAUGGACAAGAAAGAUUUGAUCAAAUGGGGCGCCCUGCCACUAGAGGACAACCUACCCACGGAUAGCUACCAUUACCUGGUUACCGUACAGACAGGCAUCAAGAAGGGAUCUGGCACCGACUCUCGGAUCAGGUUCAUUGUAUCUGGAGAGGAUGGGGAUUCUGGCGUCAGAAAGCUGAUAGAUGUUGAUAAUAAGAGGAAGCACUUACCAAGAGGCUCCAUUUUCAACUACGUGAUGAGUGUGGAUGGCUGCCUAGGACCCUUGACCUUCCUGCGCAUCUGGCACGACAACAGCGGCAAGGGCCAGAACAAAUCUUGGUAUCUUGACAAUGUACAGAUCAAUGACCUGCAGACAGGAGAGAAGUUUACAUUCUUAUGUGACCGCUGGUUGGCCGUCGAGAUGGAUGACGGGUCGGUGGACCGAAUCCUUCCUGUGGCAGGUAUCGAUGACUUGAUUGCAUUCAAACAACUCUUCACAUCCUCGGCCAGGAAGAAGCUCAGCAAUGAUCAUUUGUGGAUUUCCCUGUUCUCCCGGCCAGCUCGGAGUAACUUCACCAGA
Messenger RNA from Candidula unifasciata, 884 nucleotides. The record is from the annotation of a GenBank genome assembly. Lineage: Eukaryota; Metazoa; Mollusca; Gastropoda; Stylommatophora; Geomitridae.